Messenger RNA from Moneuplotes crassus, 1547 nucleotides. Lineage: Eukaryota; Ciliophora; Spirotrichea; Euplotida; Euplotidae. The record is from the annotation of a GenBank genome assembly.
UCAAGAAUUCAAAAUCAUGAAACCUUCAACAGACGGAACCGAGAACGAAAUGACAAUGAACCUGCUCUACAAAUUCUCUUCAAAAUCCAUGAACCCUGAAACCCCCCAAGACCUCCAAAAUCUACAUUUCUCCAAACUCCCCUCAAAGUAAGGCCACCCCCAGUCUCCUCAAGUUCAACUUGGAAGCAAUCCUGGCUAUUUUUACCAUUGCUUUAUCGGUUCUUCCAGAGAUCUUUAAUAUGGCUAUGGUUAGUAAUUAUGGGUCUGUGGUUCAAGUAGCGGGUAUUGGUCUUGGCGUGAUGUUCAUCAAUAUGUUCAUAUUUGGAGCAUUUGAAGGUCUCAACGGAGCUAUAGACACUUUGGUUUCCCAAUAUUAUGGAGUAAGGGAUUAUGGUGGCUGAAACCUGACCCUAAACAGAGCGAGGAUGAUUAAUUCGUUCAUGUUCAUUCCUUGCGCUAUUAUGUUGGCAUUAUCAAAGGAGAUAUUGGUCUUUCUUGAUCAAGAUUCAGAAGUUGCAAUCGUUGCUCAGAAGUUCCUCGUCUUUCAAAUUCCAGGGUUAUUCGUCUUUAUUCAAUUUGAUACUUUAAGAAGAUACCUACAAGCAAUGGGUCAUUUUUAACUUGAUUCUAAAAGGAGAGCUGGUCUCUGUGGGGUUCCACGUUGUUGCCAUCUCUCUCACACUUAACUUUAUCGAAGGUGACCCCGUUAUAAUCUGAGCCUUGAUUUGCAACAUCACUAUGUUCCUCAGUUAUGUUUGUGUCUGAUAUUUUGCCAAAGAUAUUCUUGAUGAAGUUAAUGAACUGCCUGUUACAGAAGGUGCUUUUGAUCAAUGGUGGGCCUAUCUGGGUCUAGCUCUUCCCUGUGCGUUCAUUAUCUGCUCUGAGUGGUGGAUGUAUGAGUUCUUGACCAUUCUCACAGGAUGGAUUGGCGUAAGGGAGCUAGCUACUAUAGUCAUCAUUUUCAAUACCCAUACAUUUGUUUAUGAUUUCUCUUAUGGGCUAUCUCAAGCGACAAGCUCUGUGAUUGGAAGAACUCUUGCCGAAUGUGGUAAAGAAGAAGCCAAAAGGAUUCUAGCUUAUAUUGGAUUAAUAGAGUUUAUCAUGUGCAUCCUGAUGACGACCAUAUAUCUUCUAUUUUCAACAGAGAUUAUAAGAAUAUUUUCAAAUGAAGAAGAUAUAGUAAUGAUGUACACAGAUAGCUUAUUUUACAUCAUUAUCAUGUUUAUAUUUGAUUCUCUUCAAAUUGUCAUUGGAGGAGUCAUCAGAGGAAUAGGCGAACAAGGAGAAUCCUCUAUUGUCAGUUUCAUUUCAUAUGGACUAAUAACUCUGCCUGCUGCCAUUAUACUCGCCUUUCCACUCGAGAUGGGCAUGAAAGGAAUCAUCUCAGGCUACAUCCUAGGAGUCAUUGGAAACACAGUCAUGAAUGCUUACGUAUUGUUCAAAUCUGACUGGGAACUAAAGAUUGAAGAUUCUGAAGAUCUUGGUUUUGUCGAAAUCUAGGCUAUUAUUUCAUUCGAUUAUGAAUUCUGUAGGUUCUCUAUUCAAUU